This is a messenger RNA of Sipha flava (yellow sugarcane aphid), 941 nucleotides long. RefSeq names its product mitochondrial intermembrane space import and assembly protein 40-B-like. The record is from RefSeq and is a predicted model, not a curated record. The transcript is spliced from 3 exons. Gene Ontology annotation, biological process: protein import into mitochondrial intermembrane space. Gene Ontology annotation, cellular component: mitochondrial intermembrane space. Lineage: Eukaryota; Metazoa; Arthropoda; Insecta; Hemiptera; Aphididae. Gene Ontology annotation, molecular function: protein-disulfide reductase activity. The coding region runs from base 480 to 887 and encodes 135 amino acids.
UCUGUACCCGAUUACAGAUCGUUCGUUCUCAAUGAUAUGCUCAUUUUUUUACGAUCAAUUGUUGCGGCUGUUUCUUGGUUGCUAAUUUUUAAAAAGAAACUAAUUUUGUAUAUUUUUUUUCCCACAUACAUAUAAUGUUGAUUACUCACCGACUAUGUGUUCUUACUACUUCUUAGACGUCAGCUUAAAUGUUCUUGACAGAAAAGGAGAGUACGUGGUUGUGAACGACGGAAAGUUUUCAUUUUACAUUAAAGAAGCGCUCAAAGAAGUCUUUGGCCAGUUCGGAUCGAGUAUCAAUUUUGAUGUACUAAAAUUUGAAGCUGGCCAGGGUCUAAUUCGGUGUCCAUCUUCAUUUUACAUUAAAUUUAGAGGUGCACUUACCUUGUUUGGCCGUCAUAACUCAAAUACUAUUGCUUUUAACGUGCAUCGUGCAUCCCCUUGUUUAAUAUCAUUUGUCACUAACGAUACAACUUACAAACAUGUCACAAGUGUUUAAAGAUGGCAAAGACACAAUCAUUUUUGCUACAAAAGAAGAUCAUCAAACCCCUAGUAAAGUUGAACUAUCACCUCCAGAACCAUCUCCGGGUCUUAUAUUUCCUGAUGGCUCCAUCAACUGGAAUUGUCCGUGUUUAGGCGGAAUGGCAACUGGUCCUUGUGGAGUAGAAUUUAGAGAAUCAUUUACUUGUUUCCAUUAUAGUAAAGAAGAUCCAAAAGGUAUGGAAUGUAGAGAAAAAUUCACAGCUAUGUGGGAUUGUAUGGAUCAAUAUCCAGAAGUUUAUAAAGAUGGUUUAAAGGAUGAUGAAGACAUUAAAAAUCCUGAAGAACCAACUGGUGAAACUGAUAAUAACCAACAAGUUGAAGUCCAAAGUAAAGAAAAAAAUUCGUAAAAUUUGUUAAAUGUUCCGUUUUAGAAUUAUUUUUUCUUUGUUUUAAAUAGAUGU